ACGGUUCUAAUAAAUAUAUGUAUUGAAUAAAAUUUUUUUUAUUUCUUUUCUUCUUUUAGUUGUAUCAAUAACAAAAUAUAUAAAAACAUAAUUCCACCUUAAGCAACAAUUAACACAUUCAGAUUAGAAUAGUCACUUUUAUAGCAAAUAAUAUUUAUUUCAAUUUUUCUUUGUGAAAUAAAUUAACCACAAGUAUCUAAUUAUUGAAAGCUGCAGAGUUUCGUAAACAAUAUCAGAUAAUAUUUGAAUUUUUUUAUAAAAGUCCUCUUUAUUGAGAGAGAAUAGAGUGACAUCAACGACAAGAAAGAAUAAAUGUGUCAGCAUUAUAUUAUUCACAGACUGGUAAAUAUAAAUGAUAAAUUAUUAUAACUCAAAUAUUAAGAAUGGAUACAUUUAAAAAUCCACUAGAAACGGUACAGCUUAUACCGAUCUUUAGUUAUUUAAACAUACUCAGUGAUUUUUUAUUCAUUGAAAAUUGCCUCUCAGAAAUCGACCAAAAUAAACCAAUACCAAUUGUUAAUGCACUUUAUGAAUAUUUGCAAGAAUAUAAGAAUAAUCAAUACAAGAAAGUUCAAUUAAUUAGAGAAUUGUUAAAAGGCAGCGAUCUGUAUGGAGCAGAAAACGACGAAUACGUUGAUCAUACUUUUGUUAGUGUUAUGUUUGACCACAUUAUUAGUUCUCUGGUAUUUGUCAAAUAUGGAAAUAUUUAUGGCUUUUUGACUAACGUUUUUCGUAAUGCAGAAAACUUACAAAUAAAAGAAGUAUUGCAGAGAGUAAUAUUAAAUCUCCAAAAUGCAUCUUUUGAAAAUGAAUAUGGCUAUAGCUCAACUCUUAGUUUAGUAGCAGUGGAUAGAAUAUAUAACGACAUAAUCUUACCUCUUUUUCCUAUACCAAAAGCCAAUCUUAGUUUAUUGUCUAUAGAUUAUAUUUAUGCACAAGCUGGUUCAAUGUUAUUUCGAGCUGGUAGAAUAAAUACCAACAAUGAUAUUAAAUACGAAAACAAUGUUGCAAAUCCAACUGAGGAUAAUUUAUUUGACCAAUACUUAAUAAUCGGUCAAAUAAUUGAAAAGUUAAUUUUAACUGAUGGGAAGAAUUUUGAAAUGUUAAAAACUUUUGCCCUUCCAGCUCUAACGUAUUACGUUUUUAAUUCAAAACAUUUAGUUGACAAUGAAAACAUGGCAAGUUUAAUUUCAGAUUCACACUUUUGGCAGACAGCUUAUGAACAUUUAUUCCAAUAUAUAUCUAAAGCUUUUAAUGACAUUGAUGUUGAAUUAAACAAUGAUUAUACAUUAAAAAUGCACGUGGCACUUUCUACUUUUCAAAGUAAGAUAUCAUUGGCUAAAACUUUCAUAAAGCAACAUUUGCUUAAUUUAGACGAAAAUAAAAGAGCCGCAGCAGUUCUAUUUUACAUGUAUUAUCCUAAAGCAUUGCUUUGUGAAAUUGAUCAGCGUCCAUCUGGUGAAGAUGAUUAUUUUAGGAGUCAAAUUAAUGACAUUACAAAAUUAUAUGGAACAUAUGAAUUUCAAUUAGUUCAAGAGGCCUUUUCAAAAUCUCUAAUAGAGAAACUUAGCAAUAUGACGGUUAUUAUAAAAUUACUAUUACCUCUAAAUACAACAGCACAUAGUGAUUUUGAAGAACCGCAAAAUUUAUCUUAUGACGUUUUGGAAUUUUAUUUUCCAAAUAGUAACAUAAGUUUCGAAUACUAUAUUUUAAAACAAGAAGAUUACAGUGUAAUAUUAACAAAAUAUUCUGAUAAUGAAAAAGUUUUUACAGAAGACAUUAGGUUGUAUUUUGAAAAAUUAUUUAGUGCGGCAACACCUAUUAUUUUAAAAAGAACUGAUGAAAAUAUUACUGUCUUUUUCCAAAACUUACUAAAUUAUAAAAAAUCACGGUUUGAGUAUCAGUUAGAAAUUUUAGACGAUUGUCAAGCGGAAAAUAAAGAAAUGAAAAGUGAUUGGUGGAAAGAAUUUGGUUUAUCAUUAGUCCCUUAUUAUCCUUGUUUAUCAGAUACAUUUGGAAACAAUUAUAGAAAUAUUUGUGCAUCGUAUAACAAAGUAUUUUUUUAUAAAUCUCCAAUUGACAUAUCUUUAAAAGCAAUAAAAACAAAUUCACGUUCUUUUCUGUCUUCAUUAGGCACAAAUAUCAAAUCUGUGUUUUUAAAAAUUGCAAGUAGUGAAACAGUAGAUGAAAUUAUAACAAAUCGACAAACUCACAAACUAUCAAUAACAAAUCUACUAGGUAAAACUAAAUUACUUGACGAAAUUUGUUCACACAUAAAAGAUCCUGCAUUUCAAUUGACAUUUAUAACUAAAGACAAUAUAAAGGUAUUUGAAAAAAUAAUUAAUUCUUUAAGAGAAAAGAUUAAUUUCAGUUUUACAUCAGUCAUUAAUAGUCUUUCUAAAAUAUCAACUUUAAAAUCCAACUUAUACAAAAGCGUUGGUACUAUUGGUGAAAAUAAUUCUCGAUUAAUAUUCAUAAAUACUUUAAAUAACCAAAGUGGUUAUGGUUAUAAGUUUAUUUUUCUAUCUGACGAUGUAUUAAAAAUUGCACAGUUAAGAACUGGUUACGAAUUAAAAGAUGAAAGAUUAUUUACACAAGGAGACACAGAAAACGCAAUAAAAAAAUAUAUUGCAUUAAAUAAUGUAAGUUUUGAACCUGAACCUGAUCAUGUUAUGUAUGAAAUUAAUAAUCAACUUUGGCGCAGUUCUAAAAAACUUAUAUUUUCUGGAAUACCAAUUCAAGCUGACGAUUAUGAUGAGAAAUGUAACGAUGAUAUUAGUUAUUUUGAAAAAUCGAAACUUAAUAAUCUUUGCCGAAGACAACGACGUUUGAGUGAAAAAUCUGUCUUCGAAGAUGAUGCCGUAACAUUUAUUAAAAAUAAGAUAAAUAUUUCUGAAGAAUGGAUACGAAACUUGUUUAAUAAAUACACAUUUCCUGAUAACAUCACUCUAUUGCAAUUUGUUGAUUAUUGGAUGUAUAACAAUACCUUUGAAGCACCUGUUUGGAGUAAAAUCUUUGAAAUUGAGAAUUCUGAUCUUUUAAAAAAAUUAAGAUACGACUCACGUUUUGAAAAACAUGAUAUAUCAAAUUUUGAAGGUAAAUUUAGAAUCGAUGCUCUUUAUUCGAAGGAAGAAAGACGUCAAAUUGAGGAAGAAGCAUCUAUAGAAAAUAUAAUUAAAAAUUACAACGAACAGAAAGCAAGGUAUUCAGUAACAUUUCAUGAUUACUAUGCGAUUAGGAAUUAUGUGACAACAGGAUACACAAGAAUAGCAAGGGAUACCCAAGAAGCAAAGCUGAUGAAAAUUGCAUUAUAUAAAUUGGCUAUAAGACAGUCAGACGAUCCGGACCGGGAGUUUGACUUAAAAUUAUUUAGAUUAGAAGCUAAACCAAUUUCCAUUGCCAGAAUGUUAUCAUUUCAGUAUAACAUUAUUUUACAAAAAUUUACACAAGCUUACCCAAAUCUGACAUCUGCUAUUAGAUUUGCUGUUUAUCCAGCACCUGAAUGUGUGAAUAUUUUGUAUGAAAUGGAUUUUAAUGGAUUAUAUGUAAGGGCGAAAAUUGAACAAUUUUAUAAUGUAAAAGAGAAAAAUGUAAUUCUUUUGCCUGGAAGUGUAUUCCUUAUCGAAGACCAUGAAAUAGUGAACAUUAAAGAAUUAGGCAAGGUUUUAAAAUUGAAGCUAAAGUUUCGACACACUAUUAAUGAGAAGCACGUUAGGUUUAGAAAUAUUAUAAAUGAAAUCGCACAUAUUAGUUUCUGAAUAUCGUAUAUACUGAAAUUUGAAAUCUUAAAAAAAAUUAUUGUUUCAUAAACUUUAGUUAUCGCAUAUUGUUACUGUAUAAAUUUUAGUGAUCUUAUAUAUCUUAAAAAUAAUUAUCACGAUGUCAUCUACAUGUUUAUAGAAUAUUUUGUGCUGUACUGUAUUUUGUGGAUAUAGAUCUAAUGUAUGUAUAGAAAAUGUUGUAAUGAAUUAAAAUAAAAAAAAAUUUGUUUGUUAAAAAGUCUAGGAAAUAUUUUUCUCGUCCUCGCGAGGAAUCAGUAAAAUAAUGUUGUGUAUAUACCUUGAAGGACAUUGACUCCAAUCAGUCAUGGGAGAGAAAAAGGUAAUAAUUAAGCCAGGAAGCUUAAUGAACCGCGAGAGUCGCAAGUGUUCGUUUAGACGUAUUUGUUCACUGCCACUCGUUAAAAGUGCCGUGUGAUAGUCACUUUAUGCUCCUCAAAAGAAGCGGAAGUCAACGCCUGUAUAUGCCACUUAUAUCCUUUGAUGCAGCGCAGAAUCAUGUUUUAUCUGACCUUGUACCUUAGUGAUUUCAUUUUAUAACCGCACAGUAUGUGUGCUCUCUAAGAACGUUCGGUAUAUUGCAAAAGCGGUGGCUGUGAUUUUAACUCGAUGAACCUCAAUAAACACGUAAUAAAAGUCGGCUGAGUUAUGACGUUGUGUGUGUAAUUUUUUUAUUGAAAUUCAACUUUUGAACUCAAACGCGCCGUUUCGCACUAUACACACUGUCUACGCGGGGAAAAUUAUACUUUGAAUGUGUCGUAAAACGUGA
Messenger RNA from Leptopilina boulardi, 4548 nucleotides. RefSeq lists its product as uncharacterized. NCBI's taxonomy places the organism in Eukaryota, Metazoa, Arthropoda, Insecta, Hymenoptera, Figitidae. The record is from RefSeq and is a predicted model, not a curated record. The transcript is spliced from 2 exons. The coding region runs from base 384 to 3758 and encodes 1124 amino acids.